This is a messenger RNA of Melampsora larici-populina 98AG31, 1368 nucleotides long. RefSeq lists its product as uncharacterized. The record is from RefSeq and is a predicted model, not a curated record. The transcript is spliced from 3 exons. NCBI's taxonomy places the organism in Eukaryota, Fungi, Basidiomycota, Pucciniomycetes, Pucciniales, Melampsoraceae. Bases 1 to 1368 code for a protein of 455 amino acids.
AUGGCACCAUCUACCAGAGCCAGUUCCAGAGCGUCAAGCAUUUCAGACACCGCAAGCACGACCCAACCAACAGGACAGCUUGCCGUACAACCAAUUGAAUCCGGGCAAUCCAGCACCUCCAGCCAGCACGACGGCUCAAUCACAAAGUACCGUGCCCAAGACAGGAUUGAUCUUCGAAAGACAAAGUCAAGAAGUUCAGGAACUACUGUCCCUCCACCAACAGAACAACCGUCAGUGGAUCCAAGCACGGGAAGACAAAGACUUGACAGUCUUCAAAGCUCGAACUCAGGAUGCCAAAGAGUUUCAUCGCAAACUUAUCAAGAAGAUAGGAUACAAACCCCUCAUGGAGUGGACCCACGGAUGGAACCCAACAGAGUGGGAUUGGACCACGUUCGAAAAGAAAGUACGACCAGCAAAGAAAACUCCAUACGAUCGUCCGAAGUCAUCACGCCGUCCAGCAAGGAUGACGAGAGCAGAGGAGAUCUCAUCCAUCAUCGACUCAGCGGGGAGAGCUUUGAGGAAUUAGACCGUACCAUUUUGCCACUUGAUAGGGAGAUGCUGAAUCCUUUCCUACAUCAUAUACAGACACUCUUUGAUCCCAUUGUAUAUAACUCGAAGAAACUCACUAUUGAAAUCAUAUCAAUCAAGUCACUCUUUAAAAAGCAUGACCAAACUACCAGACUUGACCAUAUUGACCAAACACUUACUGAUCUCAUUGAUAAUGUGAAUAAUCAAGUGAAAUCGUUGAAUUCGGUAAGUGCCGCAACACAAGCACUAAGAGAAGAACAGAUUGAGUUUAAAAAACAAGCUAUUCAGAAUUGUGAGAAAACCGAAUAUGACAAUAUUAAAGCCUUGAUAUGUGAAGGAAACGAAAGUAUUAAGAGUGAGAUUUCCAGAGCACUUAACCAGUGUGUAAGAACAGUAGGGAACAACAUCCCUGACGAAGAGGAUGAAGUUAUGCAAGAACUAAAAACCUGCUAUUUUUGUGAAAUCUUCGAGGAAGUAGUAGAUCGCACGACUAAAGGAAAACAAAGAUUCGUUAGAAAAGACACAGAGUGGAAGACCCAAGCCACUACAGGUACUACAAUUAAUCCUAAAUCCGGAACAUCCCGACUAACCACAGUUAGGAUCCCUGGAAAGUGUGACACGUGCGGCAGCGAGGAGAAAGGUCAUGAUUUCAGAGCAUGCCGCAGGAAAUCAAAAACAGUAAACAUGAUAGAUCAAGACGACCAUCCAGAGGAAGAAACUCCAACCCCAAUUUUAGAACUAAUAAAUGAGGAUGUCUCAUCGUCUAGUAGCGACGACGAAACAGAAGACUACAACGAUUUGGAAAACUUGGGAAACAGAUCUCAAACCGAAGAAAGAUAG